GUCUGUCAGACUUCUACUAAGUAAACAUGAUUAAUGUUGUCUCAAAGAUAAGCAGCCUAGGCACUUGUUAUGUGUCAGGAUAUGUUUAACAGAUAAAGACCUGUAUUUCAGAGUUCCAUAUUCAGUUUUUUAGAAGGUAGAAGAAGAGCAAGAUCAAUAAUAUUAGACACUGGCAAACAGUCAUUAACAUUUGAUGGUUACACCAUGGAUUCCAGCUAUGCAAUGGCCAAAUUUGGACUAGAAUCCAAAGACAAGCUCACGUCUAACCAGAAGAGCUGCUGGUAUUAUUUGAAAUACUUUUUUCUUUUCGCAUCUCUAAUUCAAUUUCUUAUUAUCCUCGGGCUGGUGCUUUUCAUGAUCUAUGGCACUACUAAUGAGGGCAUAGAGGCAAGGUUAGAGUCUUUGGAAUCUCUCUACCAGAAACAGAUCUUUGAACACAGGGUUCUGCUGAACAGAUAUGGCCAACUUAAUAUGAAGUUCAACACUACAACAAAGGAGAGGGACUUUGGCAUUGUUGAGCUGCAAAACACAAAAGCCAAGAUGGAAAAUUUAACAGCGUUGAAUACAUUGUUAAACAGACUGAUAAGAGAAAAGGACAAAGAAUAUGAAAUUAAAAUAUCCAUAAUAAUCAAAAAAUUCCAAGGUGACCUAAAAACCAAUGAGGAUGACAAGAAACAACUUGAAAUGUCUUUAGUGGCUUGUAGAGCAGGCUGCAACAGAAAUCACCCUGAUUGUCCACCCAUCCAAGAGAAAUGCAUCACCCUCCCAAACAGGAGACUUUGCUCAGCCUAUGAAAUUGAGAAGUUUAUAAGCACGUGCAUAUCCAUUGAUGAAAAGUUCAAUGUCGAGGUUCAGCGCCUCCAGCGCAACUUUGAUUUGGCCAUUGCAAGGAAUGUGCCUAGCACAAUAGUGACCAACUAUGAAUCUAGAAUUCAACUUGAUAAUAUCCUGCAGAGCUGUAAACCUUUGCCUACUGAAGUUGCAAACUAUAUAAAUGCAUCUCUAGCUAAUAUAAAGCAUAACAUCAUUACUAAUAUUGAGCUUAUGAGUGGCAAAGCAGAGACAGAAGCAUCCUUGAAAAGAUGUUUGGAAGAUUUCAGAAAUGUGAUGGGUCUGCAAACCACAUGCACCAAAGAGAAAGAUGAACUUAGAAAAGAUAUGGAAAUGUUGAGACUGACAGCAGAUAGCGAUCUUAACAGGAGCAAUAAACAAUUGCUGGCAAAGAUGGAAGAAUUGGAUAAAUGCAUGAAGCAGCUAGAACAACAGCCAAGAACAUACAGUCAAAUUGGUUAACUCAGCAACACCAAAUUGCGAAGAGAAGAGCAGAGACUGUGGACAAUGAAGAUCGCACUUCCUCGUUUCUACUCCUGUAUUUCAUAUUUGAUGAUGUGCCUAUGUUUUUCUGUUGUACAUACACACCUAUAGACAAGUAAAGGGUCCUUAUCCAAAAAUCUCAAGACAACAAUAUAUUGUUAUUGAGUUAAGACCUUUACAGUGUUGCUUCCCCAACAGUUUGACAACAAAGGGCUGAUACUAGCUCUGCAUUUCCUUAAGCAGCUUAAACUUAUUUCUAAGAAUAUAUUAAUAAGUGAGCUCUGCACAAAGCAAAAAAUGAAUCAAAAGUCUUUUUAAACCAAAUAUUAGCACUAUAUUUAUAAAAAAAAAAGUCCAUUAUUCAACAGCAGCAAACAUUUAGGAUUUAGCAUACUAAAUAGUCCUAGUUCAAUAGUGCAUAAUGUAACUGAUUCCUGUAACUUCCUUGUAAAAAAACUGCAGUUCUAUGAACUUCUGUUUAACUUUUGUUGAUUCCAUUAUACCUUUUGAGACACUCGAAUAGAGUCUUUCAUGGGGAUGACGCCUGUUCAUUGAUGACAUAUGGACAGUCAGAGGAAAUUAGUGAACCCAGCAGAUUAAAAUCCAUGACAAAUCAGAGCUAACACACACCUUUGGUGAAAACUGCAACUAAAUCACAUUCAGUAUCCAUGAUGAAAGAGAACAUUUGACCAGUUUACCUGUACAGCUAUAUCCCCUGUAAACUGGUCUUGAACUAUACAUACAAAUAUUAAUUAAAAUCUAUAAUACAUAAAUACAUAAUUUUAUAUUAUGAUCUUUAAAAAGAUCAACGUUGAUGUAAUAAACACUUUAUCUUUUUGAAGAAAUUCCUGGUGUGCUUCAGCUUUUUCUGCCUUUGGAUAUUUGAUUUCUGAAUUGCA
This is a messenger RNA of Xenopus laevis (African clawed frog), 2213 nucleotides long. It is a transcript of the gene plvap.S, whose product is annotated as plasmalemma vesicle-associated protein. Bases 205 to 1293 code for a protein of 362 amino acids. The record is from RefSeq and is a predicted model, not a curated record. The transcript is spliced from 5 exons. NCBI's taxonomy places the organism in Eukaryota, Metazoa, Chordata, Amphibia, Anura, Pipidae.